This is a messenger RNA of Dioscorea cayenensis subsp. rotundata (Guinea yam), 2221 nucleotides long. RefSeq names its product heterogeneous nuclear ribonucleoprotein 1-like. Lineage: Eukaryota; Viridiplantae; Streptophyta; Magnoliopsida; Dioscoreales; Dioscoreaceae. Gene Ontology annotation, molecular function: RNA binding. The record is from RefSeq and is a predicted model, not a curated record. The transcript is spliced from 4 exons. The coding region runs from base 212 to 1645 and encodes 477 amino acids.
UGUUGUUGUUGUUUUUUGGGUAUAUUUUCUCUCAUUCAUCGUUUCAGCUUCUUCCCAUCCUCAACGAAUACAACAGAGAACGGAAUUGGAGGACAAGAGGAUUCAUCAUCGAUAACAACGAUGAUGGCGAUGAUGACGGUGAUGGCGAUCCUUAGGAGAUCUUCUUAAGCUACGGUGGUCGGGCAGAGAUCCUCAGAAAUUCGAAGAGAGGAUGGAGUCAGAUCUCGGUAAGCUUUUUAUCGGUGGCAUCUCUUGGGACACUGAUGAAGGCCGUCUCCGGGACUACUUCAGUCACUUCGGGGAGGUAUUAGAGGCCGUCAUCAUGAAGGACCGGGCCACCGGCCGAGCUCGUGGUUUUGGCUUCAUUGUGUUUUCUGACCCUGCAGUUGCUGAGAGAGUUGUCAUGGACAAACACAUGAUUGAUGGCCGCAUGGUGGAGGCCAAGAAAGCUGUUCCCAGGGAUGAUCAGAAUAUCCUCAACAAGAGCAGCAACAGUGUUCAUGGUUCUCCAUCCCCUGCUCGUACCAAAAAGAUAUUUGUUGGAGGCCUGCCGUCCACUAUAACGGACAAUGACUUCAGAAGGUACUUCCUUCAGUUUGGGUCGAUCGCUGAUGUUAUUGUGAUGUAUGAUCACAGCACACAGAGGCCUAGAGGUUUUGGUUUCAUUACAUUUGAAUCAGAAGAAGCUGUGGACAAGGCAUUGCUGAAAACAUUUCAUGAGUUGAAUGGUAAGAUGGUUGAGGUCAAGAGGGCUGUACCUAAGGAACUAUCUCCAGGACCCACUAUGCGUUCCCCUACCAUGGGAUACAACUAUGGUAUGAAUAGAAUCAAUAGCUUUCUUAAUGGGUAUACCCAAGCAUUCAGUCCAAGUUCUUUAGGUGCUCAUGGAAUGCGGAUGGAUGCUAGAUUUGGUACAGUUCCUACUGCACGUAAUGGUUUCCCAGCAAUUUCCCCUGGCUAUGGAAUGGGGAUGAAUUUUGAUCCUGGCUUCAACUCAAAUUUUGGAGGAAAUUUAAACUACAAUGAGAGUAUUAGUUUUGGGAGGGCCAGUAGUCCUUUUUACAAUGGAAACUCAAGUAGAUAUGGAACCCCUGUUGGCUAUGGUGGGGGUAAUGUUGGUAUAGGGGCAGGUAUUGGCUCAAUGGGUCGCAAUGUUUGGGGCAGUGGUCUUAACUACACAAUAAACCCUCCAAAUUCCAAUGCUUACAUGUCCUCUGGAAGUGGGAGCCCUGGUGCCUUUGACUAUGGUAGCCUGAAGUGGGGGAGUUCUGCUUCUCCUAUAUCUGCCCAAAUUGGUGGUAAUAAUGCAGUCUUUGCUACAGAGAACCUUGGUCUCGGGAGUAGAGAGAAUAGUUUCAGUUUAGACAGCAAUGGUUUUGGAAGGAGCUCUGGAGCUGGUGUUUCUAACGCACCUGUGAAUGUUCCUACCAAUGGGCAUGAAGGAAAUUUCACAGAUCUUUAUGGUGCUAGUUCGAUCUAUGGAGACCCAACCUGGCGGUCAGGAUCCAAUGACCUAGAUGCUCCUGGGACAUUUGGUUACGGGCUACGCACUGCAGCUUCAGAUGUCACCACCAAGGGCUCUGCUGGCUAUGCAGGUGGGUGUAUUGGUUCUGAUAGACAGCGAACUAGAGGUAUCGCAUCCUAGAGAGUUUUUUAUAUUGUUUAAUGCUCAUCAUAAGUGGAGAGUGCGGUGACUCGCGCAUGGUUGUGAAUUGCAAUUAUUUUGUUGUUUACAGUUUCAGAUAUAUGGGUUAGUUGAUUACUUAGAGCUAAACCAGAGAGUUUGUUCCUGAAAUUCAAAUUCAGGGAAAUCAGAGAGAUAAAAAAGGGUUUUGUUUAAGGCUUGAAAUUUGAGUUUGUUUCUACAUGAGUGUAGGUUUUGUUUCGUGAGGUUUGACUGAGAUGUAAAAGAUGUUUGCGGGAUAUAUUCUGAAGAUUGUUCAGGUUUAUGUUGGUGAAAGGGAGUAUAGACUUCUAGUUUUAUUCAAACGAAGGGAAGGAAAAUAUGAUGUAAUAUCUGGCAAACUUGAUAGUUUGAGCCAGGCAGGUUUUUUUUUUUUUAUUUUUUGUUGCUUUGAUCUUUUUUUGCCUUAGCUGUACUGGAAAUCUGGUUGAUUUAGUGUGGAGCUUUUGGGGAGUUUAUCUGAUCCCUUUGAAUAAGGCUACCGAACAUUCAGAUUUGAUUCUAUUAAUACAUGUACUUUCAGGAAGUUUUUGGUCA